This is a messenger RNA of Eutrema salsugineum, 900 nucleotides long. RefSeq names its product probable splicing factor 3A subunit 1. The record is from RefSeq and is a predicted model, not a curated record. The transcript is spliced from 2 exons. Lineage: Eukaryota; Viridiplantae; Streptophyta; Magnoliopsida; Brassicales; Brassicaceae. Gene Ontology annotation, molecular function: RNA binding. Gene Ontology annotation, biological process: mRNA cis splicing, via spliceosome; regulation of alternative mRNA splicing, via spliceosome. Bases 1 to 900 code for a protein of 299 amino acids. Gene Ontology annotation, cellular component: U2-type prespliceosome; U2 snRNP; catalytic step 2 spliceosome.
AUGUCCAGUCCGAUGGAGGUUAAUGAAUUGCAUUCGGGGCAAAACAAGACUAGCGAAAUCACUCAGCCACCUGCGGAUAAAUUCACUAGACGUAUAGUGGAGCAAGCGGCAAGUUUAGUUUCCAAGAAGGGGUUGGAGUUUGAGAAUGCUCAUCACGCCUAUUACAAGCACAAGCUCGCUGAAUACUGUGCACCGAAUCAAAACCGAGAUCCGGAUGAUGAUAGUGUUGAUUAUGAAGGUUUUCUCGAGCCUGAGGAUCAUCUAAGGAGUCUUGAGAUCUUUGACACGCCUCCACAUGUGAGAAUUAAUACUCUUAUCGAGAGAACGGCUCUAUUGGUUGCCCAAAACGGGUCUGAGUUUGAGAGCACGGUCAUGAACCGUACUGCGGAUGAUCCAAGAUUCAACUUUCUCAACAUUCUAGAUCCUGAUCACGAAUUUUAUAGUAGCAAGCUUCGUCAUUACUCUUCUAAGUAUCCAGGCAGACGAGCUCAACGUUUGAAUGUUGUAUCAAAUGCACUUUGUGUACUCCCUGAGUGUGUACGCCCUAAAGGGAUGAAGCUCACGGAGCUUGACACUAUUAGGAUGACAAAGCCUCACUUUCAUCAGUUUCUAAAGCCCACUGAUAGGUGGUUCCCUUUUUUUAAAGAAGUUGUUGCUUCGUGUUCGCAGGUAUGGAAGCCCCCCAAAGAUUUGAAUGAAGAUCUGAGAAAGAAUCCUGAUCAAAUGGAUUCCAUUUUUAAAGAUUUAUUCUUGUUUACUCGUUUCCAUGAGAUUAAUAUAAAGCUUGAUUCUCGGGCCAAAAUAUAUUUUGCUAACAAGGAGUUGCCACCAACUGUGGAACAAAAGUUUGACGAGUUAGCCCUUGUUCCAGGCCAGUUUCUUGCUCAACAUCCGGUAUAA